Messenger RNA from Otolemur garnettii (small-eared galago), 1530 nucleotides. Its product is annotated as zinc finger protein 726-like. The record is from RefSeq and is a predicted model, not a curated record. NCBI's taxonomy places the organism in Eukaryota, Metazoa, Chordata, Mammalia, Primates, Galagidae.
AUGCAUGAAAAACCCUACAAAUGUAAAGAAUGUGGCAAAGCCUUUAAUAAUUACUCAACCUUUGUAGAUCAAAGAAUUCAUUCUGGAGAGAAACUCUGCAAAUGUGAAGAAUGUGGCAAAUUUAACAAUUCCUCACGUCUCUCUGUACAUAAAAGAAUUCAUUCUGGGGAGAAACCCUACAAAUGUGAAGAAUGUGGAAAAGCCUUUAACCGGUCCUCACACCUUUCUGUACAUAAAAGAAUUCAUUCUGGAGAGAAACCCUACAAAUGUACAGAAUGUGGCAAAGCCUUUAACAGUUCCUCAAAUCUCUCUGUACAUAAAAGAAUUCAUUCUGGAGAAAAACCAUACAAAUGUGAAGAAUGUAGAAAAGCCUUUCACCAGUACUCACAGCUUUCUAUACAUAAAAGAAUUCAUUCUGGAGAGAAACCCUACAAAUGUGAAGAAUGUGACAAAGCCUUUAGCAAUUACUCAAACCUUUUUGUACAUCAAAGAAUUCAUUCUGGAGAGAAACCCUACAAAUGUGAAGAAUGUGGCAAAGCCUUUAAUGAUUCCUCAGGCUUUUCUAGACAUAAAAGAAUUCAUUCUGGGGAGAAACCCUACAAAUGUGAAGAAUGUGGCAAAGCCUUUAACCGCUACUCAAUACUUUCUGCACAUAAAAGAAUUCAUUCUGGAGAGAAACCAUACAAAUGUGAAGAAUGUGGCAAAUCCUUUAACAAUUACUCAAUCCUUUCUGUACAUAAAAGAAUUCAUUCUGGGGAGAAAUCUUACAAAUGUGAAGAGUGUGGCAAAGCCUUUAAGGAUUCCUCAAGCCUUUCAGUACAUAAAAGAAUUCAUUCUGGAGAGAAACCAUACAAAUGUGAAGAAUGUGGAAAAGCCUUUAAAGAUUCCUCACACCUUUCUCAACAUAAAAGAAUUCAUUCUGGAGAGAAACCCUACAAAUGUGAAGAAUGUGGCAAAGCCUUUAAUCGCUACUCAAUACUUUCUGCACAUAAAAGAAUUCAUUCUGGAGAGAAACCAUACAAAUGUGAAGAAUGUGGAAAAGCUUUUAGCCAGUACUCACACCUUUCUGGACAUAAAAGAAUUCAUUCUGGGGAGAAACCCUACAGAUGUCAAGAAUGUGGCAAAUCCUUUACUAAUUAUUUAACCUUUUCUAGACAUAAAAGAAUUCAUUCUGGGGAGAAACCCUACAAAUGUACAGAAUGUGGCAAAGCCUUUAACAGGUCCUCAAAUCUCUCUGUACAUAAAAGAAUUCAUUUUGGAGAAAAACAAUACAAAUGUGAAGAAUGUGGAAAAGCCUUUAACCGGUCCUCACACCUUUCUGUCCAUAAAAGAAUUCAUUCUGGGGAGAAACCCUACAAAUGUGAAGAAUGUGGCAAAGCCUAUAACGAUUCCUCAAGCCUUUCUGUACAUAAAAGAAAUCAUUCUGGAGAGAAACCAUACAAAUGUGAAGAAUGUGGAAAAGCUUUUAACCGAUCCUCAUACCUUUCUCGACAUAAGAAUUCAUUCUGGAGAGAAACCCUACAAUUGUGA